AUAGCUAGCCAGUUGGAGUGGAGUAGUGCCAGCGGCGGUCCUCACCCUGCCUUCUGUCUCUCGUCGCCUGUCACAGCCUUUGAGCAGCGUUCAAGCUCGGACAGACAGCAGUCCAAUCAACGCUGCGGGGGAACUCGUUAGCCGGUCUGGUGGCACUUCCACGCACUGAGAUGCCAGGAAAGUCGCGCUUCAGCAGUAGAGCUCGUCGAGGCUUUCGCUGUGAUUUUUGAGAAGCAUCUCUGUGAAAGAGAGUACAGUUUGUCACCGUUAGCCGGCUGCACAGGUGUGAAAAGUCAGUGUCAUGACUGGAGCUGAGACUGAGGAUGAUAUUCCAUUAGGUGAAAGGAAGACUGUCACAGACUUCUGCUAUCUCCUGGACAAGUCCAAGCAACUCUUCAAUGGGCUACGAGACCUUCCUCAAUAUGGACACAAGCAGUGGCAGUCCUACUUUGGGCGGACCUUUGACGUCUACACUAAGCUAUGGAAAUUCCAGCAACAACACAGGCAGGUUCUGGACAGUCGGUAUGGACUGAAGAGAUGGCAGAUUGGUGAAGUUGCAUCCAAAAUUGGACAGCUUUAUUACCACUACUACCUUCGUACCUCAGAAACAAGUUACCUGAAUGAGGCCUUUUCAUUCUACUCAGCCAUUCGUCAGCGCUCCUACUACUUUCAGGUCAACAAAGAGGACAGGCCUGAAUUAGUAGUGAAGAAGCUUCGUUAUUAUGCUCGCUACAUAGUCGUCUGUUUACUUUUAAACAAGAUGGACCUUGUCAAAGUUUUGGUGAAGGAGUUAUCUGAGGAAAUUGAAGACUACACACAGCGUUUCAACACAGAGGACCAGUUGGAGUGGAACCUGGUUCUGCAGGAAGUGGCAGCUUUUAUAGAGGCGGAUCCUGUGGUAGUUCUGAACGACAACAAUUCUGUCGUCACCAUCAGCAAUCGGCUGCAGGAGGGAAGUGUGCCUCCACUGGAACAAGGCAUGGUGGUUGGGCAGCUCAUCCUUGCUGACGCACUAAUCAUCGGCAACAGUAACAACCAGGUGAAGUUCAGUGAGUUAACCAUAGAUAUGUUCCGCAUGCUUCAAGCUUUGGAGAGGGAACCAGUAAACCUGGCCACACAGACCUCCAAGCAAGGAACGAUGGAACCCAACGAAAAGCCAGCGAAGAGAGAAAACCCUCACAAGUAUUUGCUGUAUAAGCCAACCUUCAGCCAGCUUUUUACUUUCUUGUCUGCCUCUUUUAAGGAGCUACCUGCUAACAGUGUUCUGCUCAUCUACCUGUCAGCUACUGGAGUCUUCCCUACUGGGCAUUCAGAUUAUGAGGGACCAUAUGAUUUUGGAGGAGUUCUCACGAAUACAAAUCGAGAUGUGGUGAAUGGAGAGACGGUGCAGAAGAGGAAUCAGGCCCAGAAGGAAAUGCAUUGCCUUCAUCCAGGAGACUUAUUCCCUUUCACCCGGAAGCCUCUUUUUGUCAUUGUGGAUUCUUCAAACAGCACGGCCUACAAGAAUUUUACAAAUCUAUUUGGCCAGCCCCUGGUGUGCCUACUAUCACCUACGGUAUAUCCCAAGAGUGUACAAGAUCAGUCUCAGCGUGGGAGUCUCUUCACUCUGUUCCUCUACAGUCCGCUCUUGGCUUUCUCCUCCGUGUGUGGCUUAAACAGUGUGCAACGAGGUCUUUGGGAAAGAGCUCAAGAAUUCCUUCACAAAGUGUACCGUGACAUUGGGCAGAUGCUAACACGAUCGCGGACCAUAGAUCAAGCCUUUUUGCAGUUCUUUGGUGACGAGUUCCUGCGGCUGCUGUUGAUCCGCUUUGUGUUCUGCUCCGCUGCACUGAGACUGCAUAAACUCUUUCGGGAAUCUCAGAGUUUCCCGGAAUCCUAUCCAGAGCUCCCCAAACAGGACACAGUGGAGAGCAGCCUUCUACAGAAGCAUAUUUUGGAGCUGGCGACCAUGCUGGACGUGCAGAGCUUAUUUUGGGAUGAUUCACUGGAAGCCUACUAACAUCUUCACACAGGGCAGUAUGGCGUAUAUGUAAAUACAGACUCCACUGCCAAAGCCCUCAUGGUCAUUUUGUUUUUUAACAGGUAAUGAAAAAAAAAAAACCCAACAUGCAAGUUCAUGUCCUCCAUGUAAGUGUUAAUGUCAUGCAACAGAAAGAUGUUCACAUAGUUUCUUCUCAUAAAUUCCCCAUUUUGACUCUCAUUGGCUUGCCUGGUAAAUAUGAGCAACAUAAGAGUAAAACAAAUGAGACGCUCCACAUUACUGUUCAGCUUACUAGUUCUUGUUUAUCAGCUUCUAACUUUUUUCACGACAGCAGACUAUCAUCAAGAUGAUAACAGCCUUGGUAGUUUGUUGUAAAAAGAUUUUUCAUCAUUUAUUAACGUAAAGGAACAAAGAAAGGAAACAUUCUUGGCAGCUUUCAUGUGGUUUUUGAUCCACCUGUAAAAAAGACAAGCAUGGUAGAGCUAAAAAUGCAUCAGGAAAUGUAACAGUUAUUAUAUGAGCACAUUAUUCACCAAAAAUAUUAUUAGUGCUGGAGUUUUGUGUUUGCCAAACAGCGCUUGGUGUAUCAACUUGCAGCACGCUAAAGGUGCAUGAGGUUUUGUUUCGCCACAUGUUGUGAGUUAGUCGCUUUCAUAUCAUUAACAAACUAAUUCGGAGACUUUUUUUUUUCAGCCUUGUGUGACGUGAUAGUGCUUCAUUUCCCAUUUCACUGUGCUGUACUUGCAUGCUAAAAAAGGCAAAGACGUGUGUCAGUUAGUGUGCUCCAAAGAGGAUGCUCCACCACACAAAAGAAAUUGUAGAUGUUCAGAUGACUUGGAAUGAGAAAGUAAAGGGAAGUAGUGCAUGUGUUGCAUGGGCCUGUACAGUUUAGUUAGUCAAUCGGUGAAGACAAUCUAGUGAGAGGUGGGAGAGGUGGUGACCUGUCAGAGGUUCAAAUUGUUGUGCUUUCUGAUAACACAGAUCGUUACUUUUAUUACUGAAAAGGCUAGGCACCUGUUAUCUUCAUGAUGACAGCAUUAACGUGUGGCCUGCCACCUAAUCAGAACAUCCUUAGCUGCUUUCUUAUAAAGCACAAGAAAUACCAGUCGUGCUCCUCUCGCUAUGUCCUUAAGUCAUUGCUGUCACCAUACUGGCUGGUGGCUUUUACUCCUUUAAGCUCAAAGAUGGUUCCAGGCAACUUUGCACCGCAGGAAUUCAGGGCUGCCCCAAAAGUUUACUAUGAAUGCCAAUUUAUCAGGAUCCUAAAAGCAAAACUUAUGGCUUUCUGGAUGAGCUUUGUUUCUACCCUUGCUUGUGGCCCUAAGCUGCAGGGAGUGACUUCCUUUGAACCAACUCUAGUGUCUCGUGGCGAUAACCCGCAUUCACACUGGAACAUAUCAAUGAGAAACCACAGAAAGUGAACAGUAUUUAGUGACUAUGGGCGAAAAAAAUGCUGGCGACGCAACUUCCAGGUGAGCAACUUAAAUGACCACCAAUGAGAAUGAAGAAUACUGUUGAUUGACAAAUGACCUGGUAUUAAAUACAUUAGAGGCUCACCUAAGUGAUCAAUGCAAUGUGCAACGAAUGAGUCAGUCAGAAGAGCCUCAGAGUAUGGCUUCUGCUCCUCCACAUCGAAAGGAACCACGUGAAGUUGUUCCAGCAUUUGACUAGAUGCCUGCUAGGUGAGGUGCACGUCUUACAGGGAGAAAAAACCAUGACAGUCCCAGGACCCGCUGGAGGGUCGAGCUUCCCUGCAAUCUCUGCCAAAACUACAGCCUUCAAAUCCUAGACCCAUAGAUGGAUAUUAGAAUCCCUAUUAGCUGUGUCUUAAAGGAAAGCUAAUCUUAGUGGGGUCCAAACUACAUUAAUAUCAAAUCCAUAUGAGAACUUGCAUAGCACAGUACUAAAACUUCAUAAAAGCAUACAUAAAGGUAUAAAAAAGAGCAAUUUGACAUAUCUGCGAUCAGUUAUAUUAGUGUCUGUUGCAAAUUUUGCACAUUUGUUUGUGCUUUAAAAGCAUUAGACUGCUACGUAUAGACUUUGGCUUUUGUUGUUGAAAUCUUAGAGUUUAUCCAGUGAGUGAGUCCCCAGUAGGUUGUAAGGGCUGCUAAUGCAGUAGGUUUGUUAGCGAUCCUGGAAACUGUAGCAGUUCAGAAUGAAUACUAAAGAGAAGGCUGCACUAGACCAGCCUGCGAGUUCCUGCAGUGGAAAACCGCCUCCCAUUUGCCAUUAAAUGUUUAAUUCUCAAUUCACAAUCUGUCUCUCACAGAGGCUUGGAGGAAUUUUAGCUCAAUUUUACCUCCAACUUAUUGGUAGCUUUCUUUGUUUGAUUAUUUAAUUGUCUUUUAGAGAAAACGUUUGAUGUUUUUGGUCACACUGAAAUGCAUUCAUUGUUGAUUUGGUCUUUUUAUGUGAUUAUUUGUGAAUAGAAGUGUGUGUGUAUAUAUAUAUAGUAUAUAACAUCACCAACCAGUUCCAUUGAAACCUCUAACGUCUAAGAGGUAUUAGCUAAAAAGAAAAAUUGUCUUUAUAUUCAAGCUUUCAGUAUUGCAUUGGCUAAUAUGCAUGCCUCAUAUCUUUAAUGUAGUGGGGCAGAUGUAAAAGGUCCAAAGGUUUAUCAGGAACUGCUGUCGAUUUAUUCCUGGCAGCAGCAGGGGAAAGUGACUGCACAUGGCUGCUGAAAUUUAACUGCACUUGUUGAAAUGUUGGAAUGAUACAGCAAUGCAAGAAGCAGCUGGUUGAAAUGACAUUUGACUUUUUAGUGUUGAUUUUUUUGUUAUUGCCACCAUUGGAGUGUGCACACAUGAUGUAUAAUAGUGUUGCGCAGAGAUGUGUUUGUUCAGUAUUUUGCAAGACUAUGUAAUCCAUAAUGAAAUAUGAAGUUAAAGCGAGGAGGAGCAACAUGGUAAAGAGGCCAGUUUGUUCUUUGACCAUUUUUCUCUAGUUACAUUCCAGCUUUCCGAGGAUGUGAAGAGAGGCAGAGGACGAGUGUUUUCUCAGUGUUACAUUUGUCUAUGGAAGUCAGCUGUUUCUACAUUUUCUUUUCUUUUUACCGUAAUGUGUUUCCUGUAUUGACAGUUAUGACAUUUAAAAUAUUGUAGGCUUGCACUUUAUGAGAUUUAAUGUUCUUCUGAUCUUGUUAGUUGUUCUUUAGUCCAGAAAUUGAAAAAUACUUUCAUGUUGUUGUUCUUCAUACCAGCCCUACACACUGGUGACCUUCUUUCUCUUGAAGAGUAAAAGUUACGUGGGUCACUGAUUUUAAACUUUUCAUCUUUUGUCAUGUUUUUAAUAGCAGUUGGCUGUAUUAAGUAGGCAGCAAUAACAUGUCAUUUACAUGUGUGAAAAAGAAUGAGAAAGAUUUCUGUGGUGCUCAAACGUAAUGCUGUUGGUGAGGAUUGCAAUACCAAUGAUGUUUUCUAACACUUUGUAUCAAUGGUACACAGUAAAUCCUCAAACACUGCAUACUGACAAAUUUGUCAGGUACUAUUCCAAAAGUCUUGUUUCUGUGUUGUUAUAACUUCUUACUGUACAUUCAGUUCUCAGAGCUCAAAAGAUCUCUGAAAAGGUUCAACACUUUGGCCUGCUGACACAAAAUUAGCAUUUUUCUAUUGGAAAAUAACCCCAAACACAAACUGCUGCUGCCCCUUCAUCGGAAUUAUAACGACGAAACCUGAUAAAUAAAAGAAACGAAGAACGUAACUUUGAGCUUCUGUUAACCGUUUGUGGAACUUCUGUUUCUGUUGUUCAUGUUCAAAACAUCACCACAAAUGCAACAUUUGUUAUGUAGCAGCACUUGGAUCAUUGAUGCAAACAGUGUGUAUUAUUUAAAGUUGCCUCUCACAGAUGUUUCCUGAAACUUGUUUUUUUUUUGGGGGGGGGGGUUCAUGUUGCAGUCAAUUUUAUACUACUCUACCCAGCAGCGUAUGAAGCAUGGUGCGAUAACAUGUUUAUAACAUUCUGUAUGAUGGAAAUGGGUCGUGAGUCACAUGAUUUAAUGGCUAUGUGAAGACUAGAUUGUUAAAAUGUUUUUUGGUGCAAUAUUCUCGAGGUAAAUUCACUGCACAAUUUUAUUUUAUUUUUAAACAAUAGAACAAAAAACCCAUUAGUAGUUCACGCAAAAUAAACAGCUAUGUUAAAUAAAAUGUCAAGUUGUGUAAACAAGGUACUAAAAUUGUAUCACUAAAAUAGCUUCUGUGAACAAAAUAUUAACAAGCUCAUCUUGUAUGAUAUGUAUGAAUUUGAUUAAAUAAGGUAGCUUGUGAGAAUGAAAUAUUUACAGAUUAUACAAUUAUGCAAACAACAUGUUGCAAGUUGUGCAAACAAAUUACUAAGAAGGUGGAUUCUGUGAGACUGAUGGAACUUUUACAGGCAUAAUAUGACCAAGAUGACUCGUGUGGGAAACAUCACUGCGCAAACGAGAGACUGUCACAGUACAUGCUUUACAUCCUUUGGUCGGUGUUUUUAGGAGGAUUUAAAUACUACUAGCAAUGAACAAAAACAAAUGACACAUUAUACACUGCAAGUCGAAAUGUAAAAGCAGUGUGUGUUACAAGCUAAGUACCCCCUAUGAUUCAGAAACUCGUAGAACCACGUUUAACAACAAUAACUCAAAGUAAUCAGAAAGUCCCAUCACAGCAUUUUAGUCAGGUUGAGGUCUGGACUUUGACUUUUUUCAGUUAUUCUGUUAUAGAUUAGCUGCUGUGUUUAGGGUUAAUGUCCUGUUGAUGACCCAAUUUCAUCCAGGCUUUAACUGUCAGACAGAUGGCUUCACAUUUAAAUCUUGAACAUUUUGGUAUACAGAGCAGUUCAUGCUCCACUCAGUGACCGCAAGGUGCCCAAAUCAUCAUCGCUCCACCACCGUGCUGACAGUUGGUCUGAGGUGUUUGUGCUGGUGUUGUGAAAUGGAGCUCUUGGGUUUGUUGCAGUGUUUGAAAGAUUGACACAUGUCUUGAAUGUUUUCCACUUGUGAAUAAUCCGUCAAACAGUGGACAACAGAUUGUUUGGAAAUGGCCAUUUAACACUUGCCAGGUUGAUGGGCAGCAACAUUUUCUUAUUAAAGAUCGUUGUUGAUGUCUUUGCUCUUUGGCGUUGUGUUAACACACCUGAAUGCUCAGGAGCAGCAAACUACCUAAACCUGAGCUUAUAUGGAGGUGCUCACACUUGCUGAUGAUCAGAUAAUCAAGUGGAUUUGAUUAGCAGUGCCUGGCUGCUGCUUGCCACCUUAAUUCCUUUUGAAGCAGUUAAAGUGUGCCUACUUUUUCACACGCUGCUUCUGCAUUUGACACAAAAUUUAAUAUGUUGUGUGUUAUGUUGUUGUUCAUUACUGCAAUGAAUUUAUCAGAAUGUGUAAUCUGCAGGAUUAUACAGAGGAUAUCACUGCUGUAAACUAAAAUGGAAAUCUAAACCCUGAAAUCCAACUCUGUCCAAACCACAAAAGACUUUUUAUUAUUCUUCUGCUGUCAUGUUGCUAUUCCUGUCAUAAUUAUCUGACAUGUUGGGUGUUCAAGGACUACAAAUGUUCAGCGUUUUGUGACAUAAAUUUGCCUUAUUUUGAAAAGUUUCACUCUUUUAUUUUCCAGAAUUCACACGGUCAUAUAUUUAUAUUUUUGUUGCAAUCAUGCCAAUUCAGUCCAUUUCAAAGUAAUCAAAGUGAAAAUGCACAGAAGAUGCUGUGAUUUUUGAAGGCCAGCUAUGGGGGUGAAAUCUGCCUAGGCAGUAUUAGAAUCCAACAGAGCACAAGAAAUAAACUUGUUUUUGACAUGGACGCACAAAGCCCCAACUCCACGUCAGCAACCUGCUAACGCACGUCACAAAUAACUGCCAACUGAUCAAUUCUGAUUUCUUCCCCAGAUGUGCAGGGGUCCUUUCUACUGUUUUCUACUUGUAAAAUUGUCCAAAAGAUGGGAGCACCCGUCCUUUAUACCCACAUGUGUCACAUGCCUGUGAUUAUCAGUGUCAAAAUGUCAAAUGUAUUUUUAAUAUUUCUUUAAAAAAAAAGAAAAAAGAACAGAUGUUUAUCUGUAAGCAGCAUGUUUGUUUAGAGUAGGAGGUGCCAAAGACUGGUGUAUUCUCAUGUUCCCAUCUUAACAAUGAUUAAAAUCAGUUAUUGUAUCAGAUGUUGCUUUUUUCCCCCUCUGUGAUGGAGCCAAUAAUGAAAACAAUAUUUGGCUUCAUUAAAGGAGUGUCCUG
Molecule: messenger RNA, 8170 nt
Organism: Pundamilia nyererei
Lineage: Eukaryota; Metazoa; Chordata; Actinopteri; Cichliformes; Cichlidae
Gene: scai
Product: suppressor of cancer cell invasion
Exons: 17
Coding region: 302-1999 (565 amino acids)
Biological process (GO): DNA-templated transcription
Molecular function (GO): transcription corepressor activity
Source: RefSeq, a predicted model, not a curated record